CGCAUCACCACGCACUGUUGACGGGACUUUAUCGCGGGGUCGCGGCUCAGGAGGAGACCCUCACAGCGGGUUACAGCAUGCGGAGGAUGGCGGAGGAGAUACAACCUGCCAGGGAGCAGAGCUCCUGGAUAUCAAGUUGGCUUCCCUCCUGGUGCCCCACUUCUCCUUCUCAGCUGAAAGAUGCAGAGGAAAAAAUCCUCAAGACUGUGAAGCGCCCAUUCUCCAGGCAACAUGUUCGGAUAUCCAGCGGCAACUAUCUGUGGACCUUAGCUUUCUCCAUUCAGCAGCAGUCACCCACCGUGUCUGUCCCACAGCCCCCAGCCCAGCCCUGGACCCCUUUGGUUCUACUGCAUGGCUUUGGAGGCGGAGUUGCCCUCUGGGCCCUCAACCUGGACUCUCUGUCCAUCGGCGGACCGGUUUACGCUCUAGACCUGCUGGGCUUCGGCAGGAGCAGCCGUCCGCAGUUCAGCACCGACCCCAGGGAGGCUGAGGAUCAGUUUGUGGUGGCCCUGGAGGAGUGGAGAGAGAAGGUGGGACUCGAGGAGAUGGUGCUGCUGGGACACAACCUCGGAGGUUACCUGUCUGCGGCCUACGCGCUUAAAUACCCACACAGGGUGAAGCAUCUGCUGCUGGUGGAGCCGUGGGGAUUCCCAGCACGUCCAGAGAACACCAACCACAGCUCCAUCCCUAUGUGGAUCAGAGCAAUGGGUGCCGUUGUGAGCCCCUUCAACCCUCUGGCUGGUCUUAGGCUGGCUGGACCUUUAGGCCCAAUGCUGGUUCAGACCAUCAGGUCAGACUUCAAGCAGAAAUACUCCUCCGUGUUCAGUGACUACACUGUGUGCGACUACAUCUACCAUCUGAAUGCCCAGACUCCAAGUGGGGAGACGGCCUUUAAGAACAUGACCAUUCCCUACGGCUGGGCAAAGAGGCCUAUGCUAGACAGGAUCGGCCAGGUCCGAGCCGACAUUCCCAUUUCUUUCAUUUAUGGAUCCCGCUCCAGUAUUGACUGCGACUCUGGAUAUGCGUUCAAGAAAAUCAGGCCAGACGUGGAGAUCAGAGUGAUCAGAGGAGCGGGCCACUAUGUUUUCGCGGACCAGCCAGAAGACUUCAACCAGACGGUGCUUCAGAUUCUCACCAGGAUGGAGGAGAAAAGUGAAGGUGAAGGAACAAAGCAGAAGCCUCCUCACUUCUCAGAACAGCCUGUGUGACUGUGUGAAAGUGGCCAGCAGAUGGCAGCACAGUAACAGCCUGCAUGCAUGCGUCACCUCUUCUCUGUUUUGCAGGAUAGUGCCAGCAAAUCCCAAACAAGAGUAGCCUCACAUGCAUAUUGAGUUGAGUGACCUACUCAGGAGACCUGGACAGUGAUGCUCUAAGAGCAGUACAACACUCGGCUUGCUGCUAAGUCACAACUGCAAUGACAGAAUAGGGUCAGAGAUGUGUGCUGGACUAAAAAUAGGACUUCUAUACAAAGAGGCAUCAGCAUGAGGCAAACAUGUUUCUGUGAGACAUUAAUUUUGUGAAUAUGUGAGUGUGCAAAAAUGCUAUUUUAAUUAGAUAUCUGUCCUUUUGUUGCAGAAUUUCGGGUUGCAUUGUACACUCCAUUAAAUCCAUUUUGAACCUUGUUUCUUGUUUAACUCAAUAAAU
Messenger RNA from Archocentrus centrarchus (flier cichlid), 1644 nucleotides. RefSeq names its product abhydrolase domain containing 5, lysophosphatidic acid acyltransferase b (gene abhd5b). The coding region runs from base 78 to 1208 and encodes 376 amino acids. Gene Ontology annotation, cellular component: lipid droplet; mitochondrion. Gene Ontology annotation, biological process: phosphatidic acid biosynthetic process; lipid homeostasis; negative regulation of triglyceride storage. NCBI's taxonomy places the organism in Eukaryota, Metazoa, Chordata, Actinopteri, Cichliformes, Cichlidae. The record is from RefSeq and is a predicted model, not a curated record. The transcript has 8 exons. Gene Ontology annotation, molecular function: carboxylic ester hydrolase activity; lysophosphatidic acid acyltransferase activity.